This is a messenger RNA of Acanthosepion pharaonis, 2664 nucleotides long. Lineage: Eukaryota; Metazoa; Mollusca; Cephalopoda; Sepiida; Sepiidae. The record is from the annotation of a GenBank genome assembly.
AUGAAGACGGCCUUAAAACAUCGUCGAAAUGAUUGGCUCACGCCAGUCAAGAUGAGAGAGGAAGAAGCAGAAUCAAGCUCCUGCCUUCUCUCUCUCUUUCUUUCGUUCUUUCUUUCUUUCUUUCUUUCUUUGUCCGCCCAUCCACACUUCCUUCCGCCAAGUUACAUAUGGACAGACCGGGCUACAGAGUUAAAUACUUGCCCGUUCCUGUCACUCUUCUUACAUCUCUCUGUCUGCUUUCGCUUUCACAUAUCUUUCAUUUUUUUUUCCGUUCUUCUCUUUUUGAAUUUGAUUCUCUUCGUGAAAAAUUGUUUCUUUAACGAAUUUUUCUUUCUAUUAUGUUGGUUUUUUUUCUUUCUUUUUUUCUUUCUUUUUUUCUUUCUUUUUUUAUUUGUUUCUUUUCUUUCUUUUUUCGUUCUUUGUUUUAUAACACGGUUGCAUUCACUUCUUUUUCUCGUCUAUUUUCUUUCUUUCUUUCUUCCUUCCUUCUUUCCUUCCUUCUUUAUUCCUGCCGCCUUUCUUUCUUUCUUUCUUUCUUUCUUUCUUUCUUUCUUUCUUUCUUUCUUUCUUUCUUUCUUUCUUCCUUCUUUCCUUUCUUUCUUUAUUCCUUUCUAUCUUUAUAUCUGCAGCCUUUUUCUUUCUUUCUUUUUUCCUUCUUUCUUUCUUUCUUUCUUUCUUUCUUUCUUCAUUUUAGUUUUAUUCUUUCUUUCUCCCGCCUUUCUUCCUUCUUUAUUUCUUUAUUCCUGCCACCUUUCUUUCUUUCUUUCUUUCUUUCUUUCUUUCUUUCUUUCUUUCUUUCUUUCUUUCUUCCACCUUCCUUCCUUCCUUCCUUCCUUCCUUCCUUUCUUUCUUUAUUUCUUUCUUUCUUUAUGUCUGUCGCCUUUUUCUUUCUUUCUUUCUUUCUUUCUUUCUUUCUUUCUUUCUUUCUUUCUUUCUUUCUUUCUUCCUUCUUUCCUUUCUUUCUUUAUUUCUGCCGCCUUUUUCUUUCUUUCUUUCUUUCUUUCUUUUCUUUCUUCUUUUCUUUCUUUCUUUCUUUCUUUCUUUCUACCCCAUUGUUCCUCCUUUCCUUCCUUCCUUCCUUCCUUCCUUCCUUCCUUCCUUCCUUCCUUCAUUCUUUCCUUUCUUUCUUUCUUUCUUUCUUUCUUUAUUCCUUCUUUUUUCUUUCUUCCACCUUACUUCCUUCCUUCCUUCUUUCCUUCCUUCUUUAUUUCUGCCGCCUUUCUUCUUUCUUUCAUUCUUUCUUCCCCCUUCCUUCCUUCCUUCUUUCCUUCCUUUUUUAUUUCUGCCGCCUUUCUUCUUUCUUUCUUUUCUUUUUUUCUUUCCCCUUUCUUCCUUCUUUUUUUACUUUCUUUCUUUAUUUCUUUCUAUCUUUAUUUCUGCCGCCUUUUUCUUUCUUUCUUUCAGUUUUAUUCUUUCUUUCUUCCCCCUUUCUUCCUUCUUAUUUCUUUAUUCCUGCAACCAUUCUUCUUUCUUUCUUUCUUUCUUCCCCCUUCCUUCCUUCCUUCCUUCCUUCCUUCCUUCCUUCCUUCCGUUCUUUAUUUCUGCCGCCUUUUUCUUUCUUUCUUUCUUUCUUUCUUUCUUUCUUUCUUUCUUUCUACCCCAUUGUUCCUCCUUUCCUUCCUCCUUCCUUCCUCCUUCCUUCCUUCCUUCCUUUCUUUCUUUCUUUCAUCUUUAUUCCUUCUUUUUUCUUUCUUCCACCUUCCUUCCUUCCUACCUUCUUUCCUUCCUUCUUUAUUUCUGCCGCCUUUCUUCUUUCUUUCUUUUCUUUCUUUCUUUCUUUCUUUCUUUCUUUCUUUCUUUCUUUCUUUCUUUCUCCUUUCUUCCUUCCUUCUUUACUUUCUUUCUUUCUUUCUAUCUUUAUUUCUGCCGCCUUUUCUUUCUUUCUUUCUUUCUUUCUUUCUUUCUUUCAGUUUUAUUCUUUCUUUCUUCCCCCUUUCUUCCUUCUUACUUCUUUAUUCCUGCCACCAUUCUUCUUUUUUUCUUUCUUUCUUUCUUUCUUUCUUUCUUUCUUUCUUUCUUCCCCCUUCCUUCCUUCCUUCUUUCCUUCCUUCCUUCCUUCCUUUAUUUCUUCUUUUCUUUAUUUCUGCCGCCUUUUUCUUUCUUUCUUUCUUUCUUUCUUUCUUUCUUUCUUUCUUUCUUUCUUUCUUUCUUUCUCCUUCCUUCCGUCUUUAUUUCCUUCCUUCCUUUCUUUCUUCCUUCUUUCCUUCCUUCUUUCCUUUCUUUCUUUCUUUCUUUCUUUAUUUCUGCCGCCUUUUUCUUUCUUUCUUUCUUUCUUUCAGUUUUAUUCUUUCUUUCUACACCAUUGUUCCUUCCUUCCUUCCUUCUUUCCUUUCUUUAUUUCUUUCUUUCUUUAUGUCUUUUCUUUCCCCUUUCUUUCUUCCUUUCUUCCUUCUUUCCUUUCUUUCUUUCUUUCUUUCCCCUUUCUUCCCUCCUUCCUUCCUUCUUUCCUUUCUUUCUUUAUUUCUUUCUAUCUUUAUUUCUGCCACCUUUUUCUUUUUUCUUUCUUUCUUUCUUUCUUUCUUUCUUCAUCCUUCCUCAGUCAUUUCCUUUUUUCUUUUUUCCUCUAUUCCUUUUGAGCAUCACUUUUUCUUUUCUUUUCUUUUUUUCUUUCCCUAUCCUCUUUCAGUUUUAAUCUCUCAGUCUUUUCCCAACAUUAUUUUCUGA